AUGAAUUUAACAAUUGUAUCUCUUCGCGCUUCAAAUCAGUUCUCAGUUUCUCCACUAGUAUCGACCCAAAUGAAUCUCCAUAUUAGUAAGAGUAUGUUUUCCCAUCAUUUUUCCUCGAUUUUAUAUGCAAGAAAAGCAUUAACUGCUGAAAAAACACGCUUUUCUCAUUCGCUCAAUUCGGCAAUUGUUCUUGACUCUAUCCAGAGAUCUGGUAAGGUAUUCACAUCAACAGAAUCGUUUGGUGAAGAUAUUGAAUACACAAUUACCAGCUGCGCAUUCUAUAAAUGCACAUCAACUUCUGGAAGUGGAGCCAUAAAAUGCUCAAAAUUGCCAGCAACAUCCACUUUCACCAUUGAAAAGACCGGAUUUGAUUCAUGUUCAGGAACAACUGGCGGUGCAUUCGAAUUAUCCACUCAAAAGAUCAACCUCAACAACUGCUGCUUCAGAUCCUGCACAGCAACAACAUCAAUGGCUGCUUUUAAGUGCGAAGCAACAAAAGAAUUCAACAUCAACCAGCUUUUGGUCACUAAGUGCCACGGAUCUGGCACUCUUUAUGCCUCCUGCAAGUCAGUAGCUCUAUAUAAAGCACCAAAUAUUACAAAUAACCAAGAUACCAAAGAAAUGGCCACCUUCAUUGGAGAUAACUUCGCUCUUCAAUAUUCAACAUUAGCUGAUAACGAUGUUAACAUUGCCCUUUAUCCAUUGGCUACAUCUUCCCCACAAAUGGCUCAAUUAACUAAUUUCAUCCGUAACGUUGGCAAAUAUUCUAUUACUAUCACCGACCAAUUUACUUUCCAUCAAGUCAGCUUUAUUGACGAGAAGACAUCUUUUGCUGUUAAAAAUGACAAAGGCUCUUAUUGCCAAUUUAGAGAUGUCGUCACAACAGUAACCAAAUUAGAUGCUACCUUCUUCACACAAGUCAUUUGCGCUAACCCAACAACAGGAAAGGCAAUUACACAGUCAAUUAUUCCAAAUAAUGAAGAAUGCUGGGCUUUGAUUCCUUCAAACGAUACCUCAACAGGAAUGUCAUGGAAGAUCAAAGCUUUGAUCAUUGUUUCUGUAAUUUUACUUAUUCUCGUUCUUGUCUUUAUUUACCGCAAGACAUGCGGAAACAAGUACGGAUUAUCAGGCCAGAGACUCGCUUACACACUAUAA
Messenger RNA from Trichomonas vaginalis G3, 1155 nucleotides. RefSeq lists its product as uncharacterized. Bases 1 to 1155 code for a protein of 384 amino acids. The transcript has a single exon. NCBI's taxonomy places the organism in Eukaryota, Parabasalia, Trichomonadida, Trichomonadidae. The record is from RefSeq and is a predicted model, not a curated record.